This is a messenger RNA of Synchiropus splendidus (mandarinfish), 1553 nucleotides long. It is a transcript of the gene aqp7, whose product is annotated as aquaporin 7. Gene Ontology annotation, biological process: glycerol transmembrane transport; water transport. Gene Ontology annotation, molecular function: glycerol channel activity; urea transmembrane transporter activity; water channel activity. The coding region runs from base 68 to 1030 and encodes 320 amino acids. The transcript has 6 exons. Gene Ontology annotation, cellular component: plasma membrane; basolateral plasma membrane. The record is from RefSeq and is a predicted model, not a curated record. NCBI's taxonomy places the organism in Eukaryota, Metazoa, Chordata, Actinopteri, Syngnathiformes, Callionymidae.
GGCUUGUGGGGCAAGGGGGAGUCUUCCAAAAAGGAGAGGCACUGACACGAGCUGAUCGACUUUUAGGAUGGAGGAUGGAGUGGAGCAACAAGGGGAGGAAAUGAAGGACCUGGUGAGGGCGGGCAAAGUCGGGGUCCCGCAGCGGGGGCUAUUUCAGUCAGCCCGCUUUGUGUGGCUGAAAAACGAGUACCUCCGAUUGGGGCUGGCUGAAACCCUCUGCACGUAUGUGUUUAUGGUUUUUGGUCUUGGAUCGGUGGCGCAGGUUGUGACGGGUCACGGCUCGUACGGCCACUACAUCAGCAUCAACCUGGGCUUUGGACUGGGCGUCGCCAUGGGGAUUCACAUCGGAGGGAAGGUCUCAGGGGCACACAUGAAUGCAGCCGUAUCCUUCACCAUGUGUGUGUUCGGCCGCCUGCCCUGGAUGAUGUUGCCGUUGUACAUUUUUACUCAGUUUCUGGGCUCAUUCCUGGCCGCAGCGACGAUUUACGCCGUGUACUACGAGGCGAUUCAUGACUAUUGCGGUGGGAAUCUGACAGUGACGGGUCCGACGGCCACUGCAGGAAUCUUCGCCACCUAUCCAGCGCCGUACCUCUCUGUGACUGCUGGAUUUGUGGAUCAGGUCUUUGGCACAGCCAUGCUGACCCUCUGCCUGAUGGCUUUGUUCGACCAGAAGAACAAGCCAGUGGUGGCGGGAAAUGAGCCCAUAGCUGCUGGGCUUUUGGUGCUGCUCAUUGGCAUUUCUCUGGGAAGCAACAGCGGCUACGCCAUCAACCCCACCAGAGACUUAGGACCCAGAAUUUUCACUGCCAUGGCAGGCUGGGGACUUGAAGUGUUCAGGGCAGGAAACAACUGGUGGUGGGUUCCUUUAGUCGCUCCUCCAAUUGGAGGCGUAUUGGGGGCAGGAGUUUACAAAGCCUUCGUGGAAAUGCACCACUCUUCAACCCCGGACGCAAAGCCGAUGAAGGAGAUGGAAGAGGAGACUUCUCCUCGUGAAAUUGCCCAAAAUAACCACAGUGACGCAUGUGUGUGAGUCUGGGAGACAAAAACUAUGAUUGUAAAUAUAUUUCAAUGACAGAGAGCUGGUUACGUAUGAAUGACUUGAAAACAUGGUGCUUUUAGAUGACUGAAUUUAUUCCAGAUAAUGAAACAAUUUGUUACAAAUGUAUUUUAAAUGAAGGGUUUUAAUUUAAAAAAAGUUGUAAAACAUGUACUGUACAUGUUACUUAAAUACAGAUACACAACAGGGAUCUGAUCUUGUAGCAGUAACUUCAAAAUAAAAGUAAAAGUGUUCCAGCCGACAAAGUGUUUCAGAGUUGACAUGCAGCACUUGGAUUGCAGUUCUUGUUGACCUGCCUAGUUAAUGUUGGUUCUUCAAGCAAGCUUCAGCACUGUUACAGCCACAAACCUUCAGCAUUGUUACUUCACGCUUGUAUUCAUCCAUGGAUGUAACUUAAACCUGCCACGUUUCACAUGAAAUAAAGCUGUUGUUAUUCCAAAGAAAAGAGUUUGUCACUUCUGAUGAUCUGCCUCAAUAACGUGGUGUACACCAUUUA